AUGGCAUCCCAAGGCCAGGUCAUUUUCUGGAGCAUGACUACAAUCAUUAUCAUCCUGGCUGUGGUGAUUGCCCUGAUAAUUGGAUUUGGUGUCUCAGGAAAACGCUCCAUCAGUGUGACGGCACUGACGUCUCCAGGGAACAUUGGCCAGCGCGGCAUCCUGGGCUGCACUUUUGAGCCCGACAUCCGUAUGGGCAGCAUAGCCAUCCGGUGGGCCAAGGCAGGAGUAGCCGGGCUGGUUCACGAGUUUAAAGGUGGGAAGGACCACCUGCAAGAGCAAGACGCCUCAUUCCAGGGCCGCACGGCAGUAUUCGCAGACCAGGUGAUCGGUGGCAAUGCUUCCCUGGAGCUGAGGGACGUGCAGCUCUCUGAUGCCGGCACCUACCAGUGCUCUGUCACUACGGCCAGAGGGAGUGGGGCAGCAGUGCUGCGGUACAGGACAGGAGCUUUCAGCACCCCCAAGGUCCACGUGGAGAACAGCAGCAGCGGCGACACAUUGCAGUGCGAGGCACCUCGCUGGUUCCCACCACCCGCUGUGCGCUGGACAGCCUACAGUGAUGCCGGGGAGUACCUACCUCAUGUUGCCAACACCAGCUACGAGCUGAACGCUGAAAACAUCACCGUGAAAGUGGUUUCCUUUCUGCACAACAUUACCACUAACGCCACCUACACCUGCGUGAUUGAAAACAACAUUGCCAAGGCUACAGGCAACAUCAAAGUGACAGGUAGAGUUUAACAUCACCCAGAGACCACAGGCGCAGGGGAGAAGAGGGUUUAAACAGUGUGCCUGCGUGUGUCAGGGGGCUCCAGCAGCACCCGUGUCAGUCAAGGAAAGGACUGA
Charadrius vociferus (killdeer) is the source of this 840-nucleotide messenger RNA. RefSeq names its product V-set domain containing T cell activation inhibitor 1 (gene VTCN1). NCBI's taxonomy places the organism in Eukaryota, Metazoa, Chordata, Aves, Charadriiformes, Charadriidae. The record is from RefSeq and is a predicted model, not a curated record. The transcript has 4 exons.